Messenger RNA from Ceratina calcarata, 8677 nucleotides. RefSeq lists its product as uncharacterized. The transcript has 11 exons. The coding region runs from base 210 to 5528 and encodes 1772 amino acids. Gene Ontology annotation, biological process: response to starvation; autophagy. Gene Ontology annotation, molecular function: protein binding. Gene Ontology annotation, cellular component: cytoplasm. The record is from RefSeq and is a predicted model, not a curated record. NCBI's taxonomy places the organism in Eukaryota, Metazoa, Arthropoda, Insecta, Hymenoptera, Apidae.
UCGCUACAACAUCGCCGACGCUCUCGAGGAUCUCGAACAAAAAGGAUUGACGUUUCGCGGGCGGGGUGACAUCACUAUCGUUUUCUAGUUGUGUUGUGUCAGUCACUCGCAGAAUGACGCAGUAGAAGGUCGUCUCAGAGAUGGCGAGCUUCCCAGUAUGAAAAUACAAUUUUAUGGCGAGGUAAAAAUAUUCAGUUUGGGAAGAAAAAAUGUCUGCAGACUCUCCAAGGCGUGGUGUGCAUAAAGGAGUACAAAUUGUAUCACCUCAGCCAAUAGUCGAUCGAUCAAUUAUAGACAGUGUUGCAGGAAUAAUUAAUGAUAUUGUUCCACAGGCUUAUGUUGGUACACAAAACUCUGAGAAUAAAGAGUCUAUAUCAUGGGCACGUUUUGAGUAUGCAGACAUUAAUGAUUCUGCCUUGUACCCUGACUACAAUGAAGGCUCUAAUACACCACCUUUACUAUUGGUGCUUGGUUACACAACUGGAGUUCAGGUAUGGCUGAUAGCAGCGACAGGAGAAGCGACCGAAGUGUUAUCAUGGCGACAAGGAGUUGUGCGCACUCUAAGAAUUUUACCAAAUCCAAAGACUGAUGAUGAACAUGUCGAUUUGUUUGAAUUGAAACGGCCGAUGGUGGCAAUAUGUGAUUCAGCUGGACCUGGACCACAAUUUUGCAACAUUAGUUUCAUUUCAUUGAAAACUGGGGAACAAGCUAAGAGCAUCAAAUUUAAAAGUCCCGUUUGCGAUAUUUUGGCGAAUAAACGAUCCAUAGUAGUAACAUUCUUAGAGAAGAUAGCGAUCUUCGAUGCCCGAACAUUGGAAGACAUACUGACAGUCACUACUUGUUACGCUAGCCCUGGUCCAAAUCCAAAUCCUGUCGCAUUAGGCACAAGAUGGCUUGCUUACAGCGAAAAGAAAUUAAUACCGGCGAAGAGGAGCAGCGGUGGUUGUGUGGGCGAAGGAGUGCAGAGUUAUACAGCGACCGUACUGUACGCGGCGAAGUCUUUAGGAAAAGGAUUACGCGAAUUGGGAGAAACAGUCGCGUCAAGUUUAACUGGGAACUCGGUAUCACCGAUAGUUAUUAAUAAUACGGGCAGCGAUGUGACCCAGCCCGGGGUGAUUACGAUAUUAGACCUCCAAGCUGCGAAAGAAGAAAAAGAGUUAGACGAUGCAAAUAUAGAGUCUGUAAUUGCUCAUUUUACUGCCCAUAGCGAUGCAAUCGUUGCCAUGACUUUUGAUCUAAGCGGCGCAUUGCUAAUGACCGCUGACAAAAGGGGACAUGAUUUUCAUAUAUUUAGAAUCCAACCGCAUCCAGGUGGUCCCAUCUUGGCAGCAGUACAUCAUUUGUAUGUUUUACAUCGUGGAGAUACUACUGCAAAAGUGCAAGAUAUGGUAUUUUCAAGUGAUACUCGUUGGGCGGCAAUUUCAACUGUACGGGGUACGACUCACGUUUUCCCGGUCGCACCAUACGGUGGGCCGGUGGGAGUACGAACUCAUUCCACGCCUCAUGUUGUAAAUAGACUUUCAAGAUUUCAUAGAAGCGCUGGUUUAAUGGACGACGGCACCAGAUCUCAUUCUCCCGUAUCUCAUACAGAGUUGCCUUUGUCCGUGUAUCCGUAUUCUAAUCCAAGACUUCCUCCAUAUCCCCAUCCAACUGUACUGCACCCUCUGGCACAGAUACGUCAACCAUCCACGUUAAACUACGUGAACAGUCAAACUCAACAAACACCGCAGCAAAGACAACGAUUGCACUCAGAUGACAGUGGGUCAUUACCGUUAAAAAUAUGUGCUUGCUUCGCACCUCCGAGAGCCUGGAUGUAUGCACAAAGAGAAUCCACUGCUAAAAUUAUGAAGAGAGCUGUCGAUUCUUUGUUCAUUAUGGCGUGCCACGGGAAUAUGAUACAAUAUGAUUUAGAACCUAAACCAGCGGCAGGUAUACCAAAGGAGAAGGUAUGCGACGAUACGAUGAUCGAAUUGGAGGUCGAGGCUAAAGGUCAAUGGCCUCUUUUAAGAUCUCCGAAUUCGUUAGAAAUCGUACCACCCUUGCUGACAUCCAGCCCUUUCUUGAGCGUUAACACUGUACCGAAAGAUAUUCAAUAUGGUGAUUUAGCGGAGGAUCGCUGGUUGAGCCAAGUAGAAAUCGUUACGCAUGCUGGUCCACAUAGACGACUCUGGAUGGGACCGCAAUUUGUUUUUAAAACUUAUAACGCAACUAGCGGAACUUCUGUUAAUCUUGUCGAAGCCGAAGCUGUUGAAAUUGGGGUGACCGGUGGAUCUCGUCCGGCGAGAUCUAAUCCAGUCAACAUGCCGCACGGUGCAUCUAGAUCGCUGGUACCUGUUGUCAUCGAUGGAUCAGGAAGUAGUUACGAGCAAUCUCCACGGUUCAUGGAAGCGUACGGUGAUUCCUUAGAUAGUGACAAUGUGGGAGUCGGUGGUGGCGAGAAUCAGUUGAGAGAAGAUCUUGCGGAAGCGAUGCUGGAGACGUCGAUCGCACCUCAUCGUGCACCAGGGAGGCGAUCGGUAUUUGAAAGGGUGGGUCAACCGGUAACUAAAGUCGUCAACCCUCUGGGCACCGUGAUUACCGUGUCGGCCGAUGAGGAGGACAUUAAUUCCAGUCAGGAAUUCGAUUCCGUGGAGGACAGCCACGUACCGGAACCACCUAGAAGCGUGUGCGCCGAGGAAGGUCCGGCAUCUCUCGGUGAUCUAGAACCGGAGAGCCAGACCCUGCGCGACCUUACAGAAAUUUGUGCGGAAAUGCGCUCGGCUAGCGAGCCGGCAAUCGAUAGCGUACCGGACGAGAACAUCUGCGAGGUGAAAGAGAGAAAAGCUCUCUGCGUCGAGAUCGCGGCGAUCACGAAUCCCGGAUGCUCUACCAUCGAUUUCGAGAAGGAAGAAGCGUUUCGCGACGUACCGACCAGUUUGAGCCUCUGCGUGGAACAAGGCGAAAUACCGAGCAGCCCUAUGACUCAGGCCAAGGAGGCAGCGUGGUCCAAGAAACUCAAAAGAGAAGACAGAGGAGCCCACGAAAAGAGCAUCUCCGAGGCACAGUACGUGGUUAAUUGUAGCGAUGAUAGCGUUCUUUUGGUAGAGAAUAAGAUGACACAGGGACGGAAGAGUUCGUCGUCGCAUUACAAAACAGAGUGUAAGAAAAGCUGCGAAUCUGAAAAGGUCGCGAAGAAAUCUGGGCGAAACGGGUCGAGCGUGAGUUGCAGUAAACGAGACGAGGCUAAGACGCCUGCUAAGAGAUACAUUUUAAAAGAACAGGAUGAUAGCAUUGUUAUAGAAGACACCGCUUACGACGAUUCUAAGUACAGUUGUGGCAAGAAGAAAGGAUGCGAGAAGAGCGUAGUUGAAGAUACCACGACUAAAGACGGCGAGUGUUCGAAGGAAAUUGCAAUAGGCAAAUCUAAAUGCAAAUCAAAAUCUUCCACUGUUUACGAUUGCAAACAAAUCAAAGGCGAACUGGCCGCGGAGAGCAAGAGCUCGGGUAAAAACGUGGAACUGGAUGCCAUCAGCGAAGAGACUGACAGAAUGGAAGAUUUCGAAUCGACGAUCAGCUUGGAUGUAUUAACCAAGGAAAUGUACAAAUCUCCGCCGUCGGAUUCGACCGACGAUUUCAGUUCAAGCGAGUAUCACAUCGUCGAUACAGCUUGUUGCAACAAAGAUGCAACCUCGGUUCAAUCCGAUGAGGACAUCGAACACAUUCAAAGUUCCGAGAUUACACAGUUGCAACAAGCUGAAUGUGCCGACGGUGAUAAAUGCGCGGACGUUAUAAGCUGCACGAGUUCUUCGCCCGUUAUGCAGAGAAAAAAUAGCAAGAACACGAUAUCUGACGAUGAUUUGGAGUUCAUACAUUCUUCCGAAUUGAUGGAAACAGCUGAAAGUUCUUUUAAAGAAGAUUCGAAGUUCGAAGCGGAUAAGGGCAGCGAUAGCGAACCAAGUACGCUUAAAAGUAAGGGCGCGUUCUCUGAUGAUGAUUUAGAGCACGUACAACAUUCAGAUGUUUGUGCUGUAUCGUCCGAAGAAUCUAAGAGCGGCCGAGAAAGAAGUCCGAAAAAGUCUCAGGAGGUUUCAAUGGAACAGGGAUCGAAAUCGAGAAGCUCGAAGAAGACAAAGGACAUCGUGGUGAUUGAGAGCGACACGUCGGCUGCUGAUGUAACUGUAAUAAUCAAACCGGUCGAAGGUUGGAAAAGUAAGAUUACGGAGAAGAAAGAUGAACUGGAUGAAUAUGCUACCACGAAGGAUACACCCGUUGGUGAAACCACUAGUCCUCUGAAAAAAGCUAAAAUUCGUUCGGCUAAAACCUCUCCCUCGAACGUCGCACCUAAACGAUCGCAGGCUGGAAUCGAAAUAAUCGACAUUGACGCGAUGCAAAAAGUUGAGAUGGAAUGGCAGAAGCUAAUCGACGCCACGACUACCUCGAAAUGUGAGAUUCUCUCUGUACCGGAAGUUACUGAAACACGUCCGAAGAAGUCGCGGAGGAGCAAGAGAUCCAAAUCUGAAAACACUGGUCAGAGUUCCGAAACAUCGGUCGAGAAACCCAUUGAAGAAGUCGCGAAAAAGGCAAAUUUGCAGGAAGCAACGGCCGAAUUUUCCUGGAGUUCGAUCUUAAAGAAGAAGCUGAGCUCUCCAGCACCGAAGAUGGAAACGUGGAAAGAAGACGACAAGGUACAGGAAUCUGUCGAUUCCUGGCCAUUGGCUGCUUUAGACUUUGAGGAUACGCCCGUUCAGUCUGCGAAAAUCUCUUGGAGCUCCGUUGUUAAGAAAAAUCAUGCUGGCUCCGGGGAACAAGGAACGCGAAGAGAGUCCGAGGACGGAGCGAUUACGGAAGAAGCAAGCGUCAUCGAGGAAAAGAAAAUUCGUCGAAGGCACGUAGCCUCUUCGGCUCGAUCCUCGACAGUAAUAAGCCAGCUAAGAGAUGCCGUUAGAAAAGCGAAGAUGAUAGAACUUCCCGUACAGACGGCAGAGGGAUCUUGGAGCUCUAUUGUAAAGAAAAAAGUUGCUUCCUCCGCUGAAUCGAGCACGCAGAUGCUUCGUAAGAAGCCGUAUCUUACAACCGAUGAUUCGGAAUCCGCUUCGGAUCAAGAGACAAAGACUUCCGUAACGAAGUCAUUUAAAAGCUCGGAGAAUUUGAUCGACGAGUCCACGGACGAUUGUGUGUUUCUGAAGUUUUCGAGCUCGCCUACAGACGCAUCUCCAAUCGAGAAGAACGAAACGAGUAAAAGAGGCUCGGGCUUGACAAAGAAUUGGAAUGUUGCCGAAUCACUGUCGGUAGACCCGACGUUUUCGAAGGAAGAUUCAUCGGAACUAGAGCGAGAUACGGAGCCAGAGAAGAGGAGCGACUCUGAGCAGGAGAUCGUGCCUGAGCGUUCGAGCUCCUCGGACGAGCUGAACGCAAACGUGGUGUUCGCGAGUACCGAAGAAGAUGUGGGCCGCGAUACGGCCGAGAGAAGCGGUACGAAUGGCUCAAGCUCCUUGAUCUGCGCUGUAUCCAGGAAAAGCAGCAGGUUGAAGAAAAAAAAACGUAGAUGAGUAGAGGAUUGUAUGGAUGUACCCAGGGCCAGCCUUGCCCUUUAUAUACUUCUGAUGCAAGUAACGGGAGUAGAUUAGCAGAAGUAUAAACCGGGAACUGAUCGUGUUCCCGACUCUUAUUGUAAUCGAGUUACUCUGGUCGUUUCACCAAAAGCAUCAUUCUAGGUGAUGAGCGUCUGUAUUAUACAAUCACUUAAGGGAAUAGAUUUCGGCUCCACUUUGUUUCGAAACGGGUGUCCGGAAUUUUCAGAUUUGGUAUUUUUUUGGAAAUAUUUUCUCAGGAAAAAAGGGCAUGAAAUUGAGAUAGCGACAGCAUGUUGAUUUUUUAAUUAUCACUGUAGAAUAUUAUCAGCACAAAAAGUAAUUCUCUGAGACACUCGAUGAAAUUUUUUAACACAAAGGCAAGGUUGUACCGUUGAACGUACAUCCAUCGACGUUCGAGUCGAAUGCGUAAAACGAACUAAAAAUGAAAAAAAUAUGGAAAGUAGGGAAACAACAUACGCGUACACUCUUUGAGCAUACGUAGAACAUUUCGAGAACGGGACUUCUGUGUGUAGGUGUUUAAAGAAAAGCAAAAAGAGAAAAAACACCGUCUGUGGUUCGAACAGUUAUAUAGUUAGCGAUUUCUGUUUCGACUGCCUCAACAUCGGCAGGUUUUAAAUGAAUCCGCUGUGCGUUGUCCGUGUGGUGCAUGAGAGAAGUGUUUUCUGGCUUCGAUUAUUACCACGAUCGAAAUUCAAAUGAAUCGCGACUUAAAUCUGGCUGUUUCGUUCCGAUAUGCACGGUCGCGAGAGAUAUUAUUAUUACACAUUUUUCAAUUCAGCACAAAGCUAUUCGUGAUCGUCGUGUUCAUCUUUGUUUUGUAUGCCGUCAAGACAUGCUUUCCAUGAAAGCUAUCUAUAAUAUAAUUUCACGGAUUUAAACGUAGCAUACUCGACAUUCGAUUGCUGCUUCAAUAAUCCGUUUGGUCGUAAAAAUGAUUAGGCUCGUCUACGAAUGAAACUCGUGAAGCAACUACAUUGAUACUAGGUCUUUGUUUGAAACGUACAAAACAUUGAUUGAACUUGGGACGAGUUCUGAUAAAAAAUUACUGUCAUGACAUACACAAUACUUCAUUCGUGAUGAUUAUGAAACGUUUAAAGAUCAGCCUGCUUUGCAAAUGGAACUAUUUUAAAUCCAAAGGAUUUUAUUUGAUUUACGAUGCAAAUCGUAAGAGACAGGUGAACGAUUCACUGUCUAUUUUAUCGUAAAGCUUCGAUCGUAUAUAAAUUCGUAAAUUCCUAUAAAUAAUCGGUAAAUUAAUAUAAAAAAUCGUAUCAUUGAUAUGCAUAAAGUACGAGCGCAUUCUUGCAUUAAUAUACGCAAGCAAGAAUUUCACUGGAAACGGGAUUCUGUGUAUGUAUCGUUUCAGAAUCUUGUUUCAAUACGCUAGAUGACUUUCUUUUCCUUUUUCGUGUCACUCGAGAUACGUUCUUGGUCCACACUACUUCACUUAAAUAUUAUAGUUUCGAUAGACAAACGAAUUUCAACCUGUUGAGUUCGGUGCACGUUAGAUUUCAUGGCUCUAGACAUUCUUAACAUUGUGAAAAAUACUCCAUCCUCGUAUUUGAACAUUUUCAAAUUUUGUCGAUAUUCGAUUUCUUCGUAGAAGUUAGAGAGACUUCUCGACAGAGUAGAUAUAUUUUGCACACGUUGUGUCGUAAAUUAUUAUCGAUCUCUGUCUAAUCUUAAUUACGAAUUAGAAAUUUUUAUGUAAUCUUCGAGUAAAAACUGUCCCAAGAGAGCCAAAGAUGGGUUGUGAUCGAUUAGUUGUGUAAUGUCGACAACGAGGUUGCAGUUUCACAUUCUCGGUUAAAAAUUUUCUUAAACAACGUCUUGUACGCUGCAGGAUUGUCUGUCUAAUUUCGCAAAACUUAUUUAAAACAAUUUAAGUGGUCGCACUGUACAGUUAUUAAUAUUACGCGAGCAUAUUUUAUAUUUAAUAAUUCCGGAAACGACAUUUCUGAGAAGCAACAGGAAAUAUGACUCCGUUUCUUAGUUCAAUUCUGUUUCUCACUGUCUCUUUGAUAAUAAUCUGUACAAAUUACCUUAUCUGUUCACUUCGUCUUUGAUCGAACACAUCGAUCAAGACUUCACGUCACGUUUAAAAGGAAAUCGUGCGACGCGUCGAUUAUUCGUUUAUAUAGAUAAAAAGUUAUAUUAUAGAUACAUAUAUAUAAUAAUUCUAACUCGUUAGAGUUUGUUGCUAGUACAAAUGGAAAACGACACGGGAUCUUUUCGGUCGAAUUCGAGGAGAGAUCGGUAUUUCGGGGAUUUAGCCGUGAGAUUUAGUACAAAGCUUUUAAUCGUCACUUUCGUCCUCGCAAGUGCUGUGAUUAUGUUCGUGAUUUCGCUGUGUUAAUAUCAGUGCUACGUCGAGGGAAACUGGCCGAAAGCAUAGGUGCAAUGGUUUUAACUGUAAUAGAUAUCAUCCUGCGAGUGGAAUUUUACUGACAACGAUUUCUAUUGCUGCACUACCGCUGCAAUUUAUUAGUUGUUAAAAUUGAUUGACUUGCUGUGUCGAUAACUUAUUUAUUUUAAUUAUUUAUCAUGCGUACGCAAAUGUAUGUACGUGGUAUUACAUUACCGCGUGUAUUUUAUUUAUUUUUAUCUUAUCAGUUUGUGAAAUCAAUUCUGUUUUGGCGGAGAUUAAUGAUUUAAGUGACGAAAUUAAUCAACAGUUUUUGUCGUAAUAAUUCACUCUACAUUCUUUCUACAAUAUGCUUUUGAUACAACUUUUGUCGUUUAUUUUAUUGAUCGCUGCGAUCGUUUUAUUACCUCGAGAAGUUAGUUGAAAUUUUUAAGAUUUUCACUUAAAAUUAUCGAGAAGUUAAACAAAUCAGCUAACAAUCUUAUAUUGUUAAUAAGCCAACUUUUACAAUUAUUUAUUCUUGUUGAUCAAUAGCACUUUACAUAUUGAAUUAUGUAUCAACAUCUGUUAUCGACUUGACUUUUAUUUAAAUGUUAAUAUAGUAGUCUAGCAAUAACGGUUUUAUUAUAUGAAUUACAUUGCAGACAUUUUUAUAAAGCGCACUUUUCAAGAUUUUUACAUUUUGCGAAAUGUAACUGUACGUCUCUACAGAGGAAAGCUCCAUAAAAAUAGAGUUUUU